Condylostylus longicornis is the source of this 6544-nucleotide messenger RNA. It is a transcript of the gene Klc, whose product is annotated as kinesin light chain. Gene Ontology annotation, biological process: microtubule-based movement. NCBI's taxonomy places the organism in Eukaryota, Metazoa, Arthropoda, Insecta, Diptera, Dolichopodidae. Gene Ontology annotation, molecular function: kinesin binding. The record is from RefSeq and is a predicted model, not a curated record. Gene Ontology annotation, cellular component: kinesin complex; cytoplasm; membrane-bounded organelle. The transcript has 6 exons. The coding region runs from base 580 to 2106 and encodes 508 amino acids.
GAAGUGAGGACAUUUCUUAAUUUUGCAAAGAUUUAAAUUUAAUCUUGCAUUAGUAAAAAUUUUCUUUUAAAAGCUAAUUUUUGCAUUUAAUUUUUUUUUUAAAUUUUUCCCGAAAAUUUUUGUACGCAGUGAAAAGAAAAAAAUUAAAACAAAACAGUUUAUUUUACAUUUAAAUUGAGAUCAUGGUAUAUUUGUUGUUUCAUAGUAUUCAAUAAAAAGAAAAAAAACGCCAUUGCAAAACAAAGAUAAAGAAAUUUCAAUUUUAUAAACUUCACGUACCUUUUAAAUAUUGUGCAUAUUGACGUUUAAUUUGUUAAGUUGAAAGUAUUUUGUGGGAUUUGAUCUGGAACAGCAGAAAUAAAUAUAAAAUUCUUGCUUUGGUUAAUUGAAGAUAAUUUUAAGAAAUAAUUUAUUCCAGAAAAAGUGUCUCUGAUGUGUUAUUAAGUUCAGAUCGUCCAAACUGACGUCUAACGUAUGGUUAAAAUUGAAAAACAUUCGAAGAAAAAAUUUACUUGAAAAAAAUUGUGAAUUUGAUUUUCAUAUACCGCAAAAAGCCGUAAAAUAGAAAGCAUUGGCAAAAUGACACAAAUGACACAAGAUGAAAUUAUUAGUAAUACAAAAACUGUCCUUCAAGGAUUGGAAGCGUUACGUGUUGAGCAUAUGUCUUUGAUGUCUGGUAUUACAGAUGCUAAUCGACGUGAUGAAAAAACGGAAAUUGUUACAAAAAAUAUUGAAAGUAUUGAAUUAGGCUUAGGUGAAGCACAAGUUAUGAUGGCGCUGGCGUCAUAUCUGCAAAACAUUGAAGCUGAAAAACAGAAAUUAAAAACUCAAGUAAGAAGAUUAUAUCAAGAAAACGCAUGGCUUAGGGACGAAUUAGCAAACACGCAACAAAAGUUCCAAGCAUCUGAGCAAAUGGUUUCUCAACUAGAAGAAGAAAAAAAACAUUUGGAAUUUAUGGCAUCUGUUAAAAAGUAUGAUGAUAAUCAAGAACAAGAAGAAAAUUUUGAAAAAUCUAGAACAGAUCCAGUUGUAGAACUAUUUCCAGAAGAAGAUCAAGAAGAACGCAAUAAUAUGAAUUCCCCGACACCACCAAGCCAAUUCGCUAAUCAAACGUCUGGAUAUGAGAUUCCGGCGAGAUUAAGAACUCUACAUAAUUUGGUGAUACAAUAUGCUGCACAAGGAAGGUAUGAAGUUGCUGUACCUCUUUGCAAACAGGCUCUUGAAGACUUGGAGAAAACUAGCGGUCAUGAUCACCCAGAUGUGGCAACUAUGUUAAAUAUACUGGCUUUGGUCUACAGAGAUCAGAAUAAAUACAAAGAGGCUGCAAAUUUGCUAAAUGAUGCAUUGUCCGUUCGUGAAAAAACUUUAGGAGAAAAUCAUCCAGCUGUUGCUGCUACUUUAAAUAAUUUAGCUGUGUUGUACGGAAAACGUGGUAAAUAUAAAGAUGCUGAGCCAUUAUGCAAACGCGCUUUAGAGAUACGAGAAAAGGUAUUAGGAAAAGAUCAUCCAGAUGUUGCAAAGCAAUUGAACAAUUUAGCUCUAUUGUGUCAGAAUCAAGGGAAAUAUGAAGAAGUUGAAAAAUAUUACCAACGUGCUUUGGAAAUAUAUGAAACAAAAUUAGGUCCAGAUGACCCAAAUGUCGCAAAAACUAAAAAUAACCUAGCUAGUUGCUAUUUGAAACAAGGUAAAUACCAAGAAGCCGAAAUAUUAUACAAACAAGUUUUAACAAGAGCUCAUGAACGUGAAUUUGGCGCAAUAGACAGUAAAAAUAAACCAAUAUGGCAGGUUGCUGAAGAGCGUGAGGAGCAUAAAUUCGAAAAUCGUGAAAAUACACCAUAUGGAGAAUACGGCGGUUGGCACAAAGCUGCCAAAGUUGAUUCACCAACAGUAACCACAACUUUAAAGAAUUUAGGAGCUCUAUAUCGUCGUCAAGGUAUGUAUGAAGCUGCCGAAACUUUGGAAGAUUGUGCAUUACGAAGUAAAAAAGAGGCCUUAGAUUUGGCCAAACAAUCAAAAGUUGCACAAUUGCUAAGUAACGACAAACGCCGUUCCCGUUAUUUAAAAGAUGAAGAUAGUGUUGCAGAGAAAGACGAGAAGCAAAAUUAAUGCAACAUGAUCUAAUUCCUCAUUUAAUUAAUAUUUUAAGCUUAUUGUGCAUUAACAAAAACAAGAAAAACAAAAAAUACUAAAAUGAUGAUAAUAAGGAAAAAUUCAUAAUAUUUCUAAUAACUACAAAAUAUUAUAAAAUUGAACAAAACUAUAGUAAAUAUACUUUCAAAGAAAAUAUAAUAUAUUUUUAAAUUUUUAUCAUAAUUAUUAGCAAGAGAAUUAGGCUUAAAAUUUGUUUUUGAAAAUUUUGAAAAUUACAUAAAAUUUUUAUUCAUGCAUGUAAAUGUAUAUUGUAAAACGGAUAACAUUUUUAUUAAUAAAAAUAUUUAAAUAAAUAUUUGUAAAAUUGUAAAAAGAAAUUUUGCUUAAAAAGUGGGAAACUUAAAAUAAAUUUUAAAGAGCCUACACGUUAAUCAAUGUUUGAUAAUAAAAUUUUUUCUAACGCAUUUGAAAAAAAUAAUAAAAGAAAACCUAUUUCACCAAUUUAAAAAAAGGAUUCUGUUUAAUUGCUCAAUAAUUUGAUUUGUUUUCUACAAUAAUUAAACUAAUUUUGGUAUUAUGCAAAAAUAAUUCUAGGAAUCAAAAUUUUAGUAUCAGUGAAAUAAAAGAAAAUUUAGAUUUUCAAAAAUCAAAUUUUCUUAUUAUUUACAAGACUGUAAACGCAAUUCAUUUUGCAAAGUUUCACAGUUUCAUACCCUAAUUUAGACAUUUUGAUAUUUUAUAAUAAUUUGAAUCAACUUAUUUGAAUCAAGAAUAAUUUGAAAAUAAUAAUUAGAAUUAAGUUAGUUGAAAUGGAAUAUCCGUUAAAUAUUUUAAUCAUGCCAAUCCGAAAAUGAACAAUUCUUUAAAAUUUUCAAUUUAUCUUGAAUCUUGAAGAGAAAAAUGUAUUAUCAGGUUGAGUAAACAUGUGAAAUUUUGUAACGAAAAUAAGUGUACGAGUAAAUCGCAAUAAUUUAAAAAUUCAAGUUUCCCACCUUUAUUACAAGAAAAUGUUAUAUUUUAUUUAAAUUAAAUUUAAAUUUUUUGCAAUAUUAUAAUAAAAACUUAAGAUUUAAUGUUUAAUGUGCAGGAUUAUUUUUCAAAAAUGCCUAUCCCAAAAUCCGUCGUAUUGCUUUUUUUUCGGGGAUGAUACAAAAAUGUUGUAAUACACAAGAUCCGAAAAUUUUCCAAAUUAAACGUCAGAAGUUACGAAUAAAUUAUGACUCCGAAUUUUUGUAACUCAUUUUAAGAUCCGUUUUUAGCAAAUGUUAAUAAAAUUCCACGAAUAAUCACAUUCUUCGUAAAUAAUUUAUAGCUAGUUGUAGUUUUAUUAUCGAUAGCUGUUUUCAGUUAAGUUUUAAAAUAAAUAAUACAAGUCAAAAAAUUAUUAAAAUAUAAGUAUAGCUUCUGUAAUUAAUAAUAAAAUGUGUGUAAUUCAAUAUAAAAAGUUACUGAAUCCAACUCAACUUCAAUUUAAUAUAUAUUUAAAAUAUAUUGAAAUGCUAGAUAUAAUAUAUUUUUUUUCGUUUAUUAAUAAAACCACUAUUAUUUGUUUACUUUUAAAUUAAAAUAAUUUUUGUUUUCGUUGUGUUUCGUUUUUUUUUUGUUUUCCUUUUUUACCAGUAAACAAGUUUUCAUUUGAUUUUGACAAUCCGAAAAAUUAAAUAUUUUAUUCGUAUAUUGGAAUACCAUUUUCUUCGGGGUCGUAUAGUAGUUCGAACCAAUAUUACGACGCAUCUUGGAAUAGGCAUAUUAAUCGUUUUCAAUUGAUAAAAACCUUCAAUUGAAUUAAAAAAAAAUAUUUAUAGGAAUUUGCUUAAUAAUUGAACAAAAUUCUAUAAAAAUACCUUAGAAAUAUACAGGAAUGCACAUGAAAAAAAUUCACAGUUUUUUAACUUUUUUUUACGCUUUUGAAUUAAUUUUUUUUCUCUUUUUUUUUUUUAAACUCAAAACUUGGGUAAUGUACAUAUAUAAUUUUUCAAUUUUAUUGAGAAAAAUUGAAUUGAUUUUAUGAUCAUACACAUAUGGUUUACUGGUAUUGGGAUCUUUUUAGCUUUUAUAGUUAAAAUUGACUAAUAAUAGUAAAAUAUCCAUCAAUCGAUAUAAAUGAAGGAAAAAAUUAGGUAGGCGAGGUAUUUGAAUAUAUUGAAGAAUGUUAAUUUAACUUUGGCUGUUUCAUUUAUUCAUUCCGAAUCAAAAGUGUUUUUUAUUGUUUUAGAUAAUGCCAUAUAUAUCUACAAGCCAUCAAGCUCAGACAGCAAAUCAAAAAUAAAUUCCAAAUUUAUCUUAAGUUUAGAUGGAAGGUGUGUGAGAAUUUAUUUGUGUGAACGAAAUUGAUCAAUAUAUUUGGCUCUACUGAUUCUACAUAUUUUUUUAAAUUUAAAAUUCAAAUUUCAAAAAAAUCCAUUGGUAAUUUCCAUCUGAAAAAUGGAUUAAAAAAAAUUACAAUUUUUAACGCACACAACCUUUCUUGUCUUCCAAAAGGAACGGUACUGAAUUACAUAGUAAAAUUGUUCAAUAAAAAAUAGAAUUUAAAAAUAAAUAUUUUCAACUUGGAGGUCUGAUAUGGCAUUAGUUUUAGAUUAUUGCAAUCGUUGUGUUCAGUGUUCAAUUAUUUUGGCUGAAAUUUAUUUAUUUUAUAUUUUUAUGUAUCUAAUUAUAAAAAAAGUAUUGUAAUAAUGGACUAGCAGAAAUAAAUAUCAAGGUUUUUAUUCAAAGUGCCGUGCCGCCGCCUUUUGAUUUUGAAAUUUUUCAAAAUCAAAAUUUGAUUUGAAAAAAUCUUUUUGAAGAAUAGUCAAAAAAAUUUAAAUCAAAAACAGUAAAAAUUUUAAUAAAAUUAAAACAUUUUCUGUUAAAUAAAAUUUUAUUAAAAUAAUAGUACAGUGUUUAACGUAAAUCCUGUAAGAAAAUGCAAGUAUGUAUUGUAAUUAUUUUCACAUUUUAUUAAAGUAUAAUAAAGUAAAAGCAUUACUUAUUAUUACAUUUAUGUAACUAAAAAUAUCUCGAAUAUACGUAGGUGUUCUAAUAAAAUUAAUAGUAUCUACUUCUUUUCCUGUUUGUUUUCAUUUACUGCGCUUAUUUAGAAUAUUUCGAAUAAGUUUGUCUCUUAUUUUUCUUUACUCUGUUUUAUGUUGGAAUGAUUAAAUGAAAGCAAAAUAAAGUUUCCAAUUUGCAAAUAGACUGAUUUAUAUCCUAAUAGAAACUAUUACCUAAUGUUGUCAAAAUUUUAUUUCAUUAAAUAAAAUUUUAUAAGUAUGUAAAAAUCUAAAAUAUUUAAUUUAGCAAUGCUGAAAAAUUAUAAAAUACUUACUUGUAUUUUUAAAACUUUGCCCGUAAAGUAAACAAAAUACACAAAGUUCUCGAGAUACGGCAUUUGGUUCUGGAAAUUUAUGUCGGAACUCAAAUUGUCGUUUGAGGAGGAAAAAAAAUGUAUGGAAACAAAAAGUGAAUUAGACAAAAUAUUUUAUAACAUAAUUGUCCUGUUUUUUAAAAAAGGUAACAAAGUUAAAAAAAACAACAAAAUAUAAUAACAAAACCAAAAAAACUCAAUUUUGUGACAAAAAUAAGUAAAAUAAAAUCUGAUUAAGUUAAUAUAUAUCACUUCAAUUCGUAUUUUUAACUACUGACUAGCAUUUUUAACUAGAAAGAGUUCGUUAUUGAAAUCUUUUGCUUAUAACUAAAUUCGGUAUAGAGUUUUAUUCAAAAAAUAGUAAAAUCUAUGAACAAAAAAAAAAAUUUUAAAUUUUGAAUGUCCAAAGCCGAAUAAAAAUGGUCCAAAUUUAUAUCAUGUCGUAAUUCGAAAUAUCGUAUCUCGAGGACUUAGUGUAUAUCGCUUGAUUUAAAAAUAAAUCAUUACGAGUAAUACGUACUGAUGUGCAUAUUUGUAUAUACAGAUUAAUAAUAUAAAAAAUAUUUUUUAUAAUGUUCAAAAAUACAUACAUACAUACUUCAUUUUGAAAAUAUUAACUUUUUUUACAAGCAGUUUCUUUUUUAUAAAAUUUGUGUUAAUUGGUCAAAAGUAACUUUUAUAUAAGUGCGAAUGAUAAAAAUGAUUUUAAUCUUCGGUUUAAAUUGUUAAGGAUUACUUAUUUAUAUCCCGAUUCCUUGUGUCUUAAUUACUUGCACAUAUUAAUUUGAUACAAAAAAAUGAAUCUCGUAAUAUUUCAAUUUAAAUUAAAUGAAACGAAAUUUCUUUUAGUAAUAUUUUUUUAAACAUUAUUUAAUUUAUUAUUCUUCUAAUUUCUUUUAUAUGUUUAAGAAAUAAUUUUUGUAAUCUAAUAAUUGAUACAAAUUUUUAAAGUAAAUAUUAAAAUUUAUAAUGUAUUUGUUGUAUUUUUUAUUAAUUAGCAAUAUGUUUUGUCCAAUUAAGUAGAAAUUUAAAAAAAUAAUACAUAAAUAUAAUAUAACAUAUAAAACAAUGUAAUAAUUUGAAAAUUUAAUUUUUAAGUUAUUUAUU